Molecule: messenger RNA, 3162 nt
Organism: Gossypium raimondii (Peruvian cotton)
Lineage: Eukaryota; Viridiplantae; Streptophyta; Magnoliopsida; Malvales; Malvaceae
Product: disease resistance protein SUMM2
Exons: 2
Coding region: 236-2935 (899 amino acids)
Molecular function (GO): ADP binding; protein binding
Source: RefSeq, a predicted model, not a curated record
GAAUCUUCAUGGAAAAUGCUUCUUGAAAUAAUAGAGGAGGUCAAUGAAAUAAUAGAGGUCAAAUCACAGCAAGCCUGAUCGGUUCUUCAUAGUUCUUCAAAGUCCAACUAUCUUUCACCAGAAUUCUGCUGCUGCAUCUGCUCCAACUAAACAAAAGAGUCGAGACCAGUGCUAAUUUGGUGGAUCUUCUUCCACCCACUACCUGUCUUCUUCGUAUCUUUGGCUAAAAAAAAUCAUGGGCAAUUUCUGCUCCGUACAAUGUAGUUUCGAGAAUUUCCUUCUUCGUGGCUGGGAUUUCAUUGUCGGUCAUGCUAAUUAUGUCUGCAAGCUUAAACAAACUCUUCCAACUUUAUCUGCUGCCCUUCAAGAACUGAGGGCGCUAAGAAAUGACGUGCAACGGGAGGUUGAUGUGGCUGACCAACGACUAUUGAAGCCAUUUGAGCGAGUUCAGCUAUGGCUUUCAACAGCGGACACUAUGAUAACAGAGGCUGAAAAUUUGGUUUCAAAUGGUCCUCAACAAAUGAAUAACUUGUGUCUCGGUGGUUGCAUUUCCGAGAAUUGCUUGUCUAGCUACAAGUUUGGUAAAAGGGUGGCCGAAAUGCUUCAAGAAAUAAGUGAUCAUAAGAGUAAAGGAGCUUUUGAGAAAGUAGCAGAGGAUCAGCCCGCCGCUUCUGUGGUAGUUAGACCUGUAGAGCAGCCGGUUGCUCUAGAAUCCACAAUCCAAAACCUAUGGAGCUGCAUCGAGGACAAAGAUGUGGGGAUCAUUGGCCUCUAUGGCUUAGGGGGUGUUGGCAAGACAACACUCUUGACCCAAAUUAACAACAAGUUCAGCACCACACGGAAUGAUUUUAAAGUUGUUAUCUGGGCGUUGGUGUCUAAAGAUUACGAUGUUGGAAAGAUUCAAGAUAGGAUUGGUGAAAGUAUUGGUUUUUUGGAAACCUGGAAGAAUAAAAGUGUUGACCAGAAAGCUGUAGAUAUCUAUGGAAUCUUGAGUGACAAGAGAUUUGUUGUAUUAUUGGAUGAUUUAUGGGAGAGGGUGGAUUUCAACCAAGUUGGGAUUCCAAAACCAAGCCAGGAAAAUGGUUCCAAACUUAUUUUUACUACUCGAUAUUUGGAGGUAUGUGGCGAAAUGGGUGCUCGAAAGAAAAUCAAAGUGGAGUGCCUGGAACCGGUGAAGGCUUGGGAAUUGUUCCAAGAUAAGGUUGGAGAUGAAACGCUCAACAGCCAUCCAGAUAUUCCAAACCUAGCUAAACAAGUAGCUGAAAGGUGCGGUGGGUUGCCUCUUGCACUAAUUACAAUCGGUCGUGCCAUGGCUUGCAAGACAACACUUGGGGAAUGGAAAUAUGCAAUUGAGAUGUUGAAGCGAUGUGCAUUGCCAAAAAUGGAAAAUGAGGUAUUUCCGCUUUUAAAAUUCAGUUAUGAUAAUUUGCCUGAUGCCACAAUGAAAUGUUGCCUCUUAUAUUGUUGUCUGCAUCCUGAAGAUUAUUGUAUUCCGAAAAAGAGAUUAGUGGAGUAUUGGUUUUGUGAAGGGCUAUUGAAUCAAUUUGAUAGAAUUAGUGAUGCUCAAAUGCAAGGAGACUAUAUUGUCAACUCUCUUCUUAGUGCAUGUUUAUUGGAAAGGGAUGGAGAAUAUUUUGUGAAGAUGCAUGAUGUGAUCCGUGACAUGACUUUAUGGAUUAUACGCGAGUUCGAAGUAACAGAAAAUAAUUUUUUUGUAAAAGCAGGGGCUCAAUUAUGUGAAGUACCAGAUGUUAAAGCAUGGGAAAGAGUAAAAAGAAUGUCAGUGAUGAAAAAUAAUAUUAAAGUUCUCAAAGAAACACCCGAAUGCCCAAACCUUAGAACCUUGUUUCUUGGCCAAAAUGAGUUGAAAGUGAUUAGCAAUGGUUUCUUCCAAUUUAUACCUCAUCUAACUGUAUUGGAUUUGUCAAGAAACUUUGGAUUACGAGUGCUACCUAAAGGAAUUUCGGAAUUGAUUUCACUAGAAUGUCUUGAUCUAUCAGCUACUUUCAUAGAAGAGUUGCCAAUAGAAUUGAAAUCGUUGACAAAACUAAAAAUGUUGGACUUGAGUUAUAUGCACAAUCUCAGUAAAAUCCCACGACAAUUGAUAUCUAAUUUUGUUAAAUUGCAAAUAUUCAGAAUAGGGCGUCUGAGGAGUGGAGGUUAUGGAGUUGACAAUGUUUUGUCUUGGGGUAUGGAAAAGCUUAUAGAGGAGUUGAAAGGUUUGCAACAUUUGAAUAUACUAUCGAUACCGAUAAAAGGCAUGAGUUCUCUGGAAAGAUUCCUGAGCUUUAACUUGUUUCGAUGCUGCACUCAAGCACUAGAACUUAGUGAUUUUGGAGUAAAAGUGUUUAAUGUUUUAUGUUUAGAAAAUAUGGAGCAUCUAGAGACACUAGAAUUCUUGAAUUGUGAAAGUAUGAAGGAGAUAAAAAUGGAAAAGCUGCAUCCCUGGGUUUUUUCAAGUACUAAUUAUACUUCACGCUUUCACACAUUGAGCACAGUUCGAAUUUUCGAAUGUAACAAAUUGAGAGACAUGACCUGGUUGAUUCUUGCACCUAAUCUAAGCUACAUUGGGAUAUUUGGGUGUAAAAAAAUGGAAGAAAUAUUGAGUGAGAGAAAACUUGAUGAAGUUACAAGUGUGAUUGGAAUUUCAUAUCCUAAACCAUUUCUGAAGCUUGAAACACUUCACUUAUUUCGUCUACCAAAAUUGAAGAGCAUAUACUGGAAUGCCCUACCCUUUCCACGUAUGAAACUUAUUCAUAUAUUUGGCUGCCGAUGGCUGAAGAAGCUUCCUCUCAACUCAGACAGUGCAAAAGGGAAUCUCCUCACUAUUGAGGGAAGCAAACAUUGGUGGGCAAGAGUAGAAUGGGAAAAUGAAGCUACUCAAUAUGCUUUUCUCCCUUCUUUCAAGCCUUUAGCUUCAUUCAAGCCUGCAUGAUAUGUAAAAAAUCCUAAAAACUGCAAAGUGCAAAGUGAUGCAUUGUUGUGUGACGUUUGAAUUUUGAAGAAAUAAGGCUGCUUGCAGUUUGCAAUAUCUGUAUUAAAAAAAAAAUAGCUGCUGCCUUUUUCUGUUUUGCUAUCAAUGUUCCAUUUGUCCUAAACAAUAAUGAAAUGUAAUGGCACUUGAGUUGAUCAUUAUCAAAUAUUUUCAAUUCAGUUUAACAA